Molecule: messenger RNA, 2874 nt
Organism: Condylostylus longicornis
Lineage: Eukaryota; Metazoa; Arthropoda; Insecta; Diptera; Dolichopodidae
Exons: 7
Coding region: 1618-2694 (358 amino acids)
Source: RefSeq, a predicted model, not a curated record
UAUAUUUUUAUUAGCAGUUUGUUACACCGAAGAUUUGAAAAAAUACGGUUUUGAAAAAGUUCUUAAACCAUUUAAUGAUGAUCUCAAGUAUCUUACAUCUGACAGUGGUGUUAAAGUGCUACUGAAGAAUGGGAGUACAUAUACGCUACGUGCAAACCUUAUUAGUGUAAUAGGAGAUAAUCUCGCAGUACACGAAAUUUUAGGCUUUACAAGUCCUUCUUCUAAUAUGUUUUGCAGAGAGUGUUUAAUAGACAGAGCUAGUUUUCAAAAAGAUUAUAACAAAAUAUUUCCCUUAAGAACUUUUAAAAACUACAAUGAGCAAAUUAAACUAAUAAAAGAAAACUUGUUAAACAUAAAAAAAUUUGGGGUUAAAGAAGAUUCUACAUUGAACAAUGAAUAUUUUCACUGUACGGAUAAUCAUAACUUUGAUCCUAUGCACGACUUGUUGGAGGGUAUAGUCCCUAUGGAAAUAAAAUUGGUUUUACACAAGUUGAUAGUUCAAAAAAAAUUAUUAACAAUUCAAACACUAAAUAGUCGAAUUCAAUCAUUUCGUUAUGGAUUUGUUGAACGCAAAAAUAAACCCAGUGCAAAUUUCACACAGUUAAUGCUCAAUUCAAAAGCAAACAAAAUCAAACAAUCAGCUGUUCAAACUUGGUUAUUGUUGAGAUCGUUACCCUUUCUAAUAUCUGAUAUAGUACCUUCAAGUGAAGAGGAGUAUAUAACUAUUUUAGUUCAAUUAAUUAAAAUGUUGGAAAUUAUUUAUUGCGACAAUAUAAACUCACAUUUGAUUUGUGAAUUAGAUGAAAUUAUCCAUCUUCAUCAUGAUUUAUUUUUAAAACUUUUCCCUAAUAAAAAAAUGAUUAACAAACACCAUUAUAUUAUGCACUACCCACAAUGUAUGAUAAAAAAAGGACCUUUAAAUACUUCGUCUUGUCUUAGAUAUGAAAGCAAACAUAGUUUAUUGAAACAUCAAAUUAUUGUAGCUAAAAAUUUCAAAAAUGUACCAAAAAGUGUAGCAAAACGACAAGCUUUAUGUCAAAGUUCAUAUAUAGCAAAUUGCUUUUUUAAUGUGAACAAAACGUAUGUAAAUUCAUAUAAAUACGUCGAAAAAACUGCUACUAAAAGUCUUAAUUUUAUUCAAAAAUACUUUCCUAAUACUAAUAAAAUAAAGGUAAUUUCAUCGCUAUCAUACAAAAAUAUUGAAUACAGAGCUAAUUUAAUAAUAACUCUUGGCGACAGAUUUUCUUUUGAGGAAAGCAUUUUCCCUUGUUUUGCAGAAAUAACUGAAAUUUUUGAAUCUGGUGAAAAGAUAUUAUUUAAUUGUAAAAUCUUUAAAAUAAAAAAUUUUUGUGAACAUCUCAAUGCUUUUGAAGUAUGCCAUUCCGUAAAAGAUAAUAAUAUAGUUUUACAGUUGAAUGAAAUAGCAGACUAUAGGCCAAAUGUUGUAUGGUACGCAUAUGGGAAAAAAGAAAAGUUUGUGGCUAUUAAAUAUAGAAAAUUGCUUUAAUAUAAAAUUAAAUAAAAUAUGUAAAUGUAAUAUGUAAAUAGGAUUUAGUAUUAGUAUUAAAAUUAGUUUUACCAUGAUUUGCGGUGGCAGAUGAAGGUGUUGAUGAAACAAUGGCAAACGAAAUAAACGAACAAGAUUUAAUCGCUUUACAAAUAAAACUUGGACCGAGAAAAAAACUUUUGCAAAUCUUGCAGGAAUUUAAAAAAGAUGUUAUGGAAAACAAUAGUCUAAUAACAUUUGUAAACCAGACUACAUACUGCAAUGAAACGGAAACUGAAAUUUCGGAUACAACAUCAAUAUUGCUAACACAACAAUAUAAUCAAAACCGAAAUUUGACUGCUAUAUUACAAGAGGAUAAAAAUGGAAAAUAUAUUGCGAACAAACUCUUAAAUAAAGAAAAUCUUUCAGUAAAGGAGCUGAACACAUUUAAUCGUAUAUUAGUUGAUGAUUUGAUAAACGUUUGCGGAAAUUAUCCCAAAACAGAAGAUAAAACAAACCUAGCUCGGGCUAUAGUUUCUAGUUAUCCACAAUUAGGGCAAUAUACUUGUCCAGAUAUACCUGCCCAUGCUCUUUGGUUCGACCCGAAAGGAUCUCCUAAAGGAAAAAAGGCAUCUGGAAAAAUUGAAUUUCGCUUGCAACAUGUUAGACUCACGUUGUCGCCUUCAAAAAAAAAAAAUGAAUUCUCAGCAAAGAGACAAAAAGAAAAUAUCAAACCAAAUAAAGACCCGAACAUUAAUGCUAACUUGAUUGCAGAAUUGAAGACAUUGAUUCCGACAGAACAAAAUUUCAAUCGCAUAAAAUAUUUAAUGAACGAGACAUUUGAAAAUCGUAGAUUUGAAAUUGGACAUUUAAAAAUAUUGGAUACUUACCCAAUAUUUCUUGCCUACAAGGGCGCAAUUAUUGAAAAUGAGUUUGAGCUUUUAAAAAAUAACAGAUCUACUAUUCAAGAAUUGGAAAAUUUUAACUUGGAACCGUUUUAUAGGAAGGAAACAGAAUUUCUUCAAUGUGAAAACUUAAGAAAAAUAUUUACACUUUUGAAAAUGCUGCCAAGCAGAAAUUUGAAAAAAGCUAAUGCUUUGAUUGCGAGUAAUUUAGAUGAUUGGGAAAAACUUGUUGCAGAGGAAGAUUUAAAACCUCUUGUUCAAUGGAUUGAUGUGAGAUAUAAAAGCUGUCUUGUUAUUUUUUAGAUUUUUGUAUUUUUUUUUUAAAUUUAAAUAACAUAUUUGUUUUCAGAUUAAUGCCAAUAUAGAAAAUAUUUUAGAUAGCGAGAAUAAGCAACCGUUUCUCGUUUGUAGAUGUACUGAAAAAUUUUCACGCCUCACUGAAAACAUUUAUUUAGUAAUUGACGGAAAAAUUAUGGAAUGCGC